Myotis lucifugus (little brown bat) is the source of this 1887-nucleotide messenger RNA. RefSeq names its product cyclin dependent kinase like 1 (gene CDKL1). NCBI's taxonomy places the organism in Eukaryota, Metazoa, Chordata, Mammalia, Chiroptera, Vespertilionidae. Gene Ontology annotation, molecular function: cyclin-dependent protein serine/threonine kinase activity; ATP binding. Gene Ontology annotation, cellular component: nucleus. Bases 404 to 1498 code for a protein of 364 amino acids. The record is from RefSeq and is a predicted model, not a curated record. Gene Ontology annotation, biological process: protein phosphorylation. The transcript is spliced from 9 exons.
GGGAGGUGUCUUCUUGCUGCAGGGAAAUCAGACCCGAAAUUAGAACCGGGGAAGCCCUUAGCCAGCUCGUGUGUCUUAGAUCGGAUGAACUAUAACACGAAAAAGAUAGAUUCUCUUACAACUCGGCUCGUUUUAGGGUGCGGGGUUCCAUUGUCACUCGCAGGGCAUAUGUCAGAGAAGAGUGGGUUACCCGACCCCGGGCUGUCCUUCGGGCACGUGGCCACUGCCGAGGGGCGCGGCUUCAAAGCCGUCAGGUCCUAACUUCCAACAGGUGCCUUGUUCCUCCAGGUCCCGCACAGGCGCGUCCGGAGGGGGCCCCGGGCAGUCCGUGGGCGCCAGUCUUCUUUAAGCGACACUUGCGAACUAUGUGAAGACCCACUUUAAGAAGGUUCAUUCCUCUGUGAUGGAGAAGUAUGAAAAAAUUGGGAAAAUUGGUGAAGGAUCCUACGGCGUUGUUUUCAAAUGCAGAAGCAGGGACACCGGCCAGGUUGUGGCCAUCAAGAGGUUUCUGGAAUCAGAAGAUGACCCGGUCAUCAAGAAAAUCGCCCUUCGCGAAAUCCGCAUGCUCAAGCAACUCAAGCAUCCCAACCUUGUGAACCUGAUCGAAGUCUUCCGGCGGAAGCGGAGGCUGCACCUGGUGUUUGAGUACUGCGACCGCACGGUUCUGCACGAGUUGGACAGAUACCAACGAGGGGUACCAGAGCAUCUCGUGAAGAGCAUAACUUGGCAGACAUUGCAAGCUGUGAAUUUUUGCCAUAAACACAAUUGCAUACAUAGAGAUGUGAAGCCAGAAAAUAUCCUCAUCACAAAACAUUCAGUGAUUAAGCUGUGUGACUUUGGAUUUGCUCGACUUUUGACUGGACCAAGUGACUACUACACAGACUACGUGGCUACCAGGUGGUACCGCUCCCCCGAGCUGUUGGUGGGGGACAUGCAGUACGGCCCCCCAGUAGACGUUUGGGCAAUUGGCUGUGUCUUUGCUGAGCUGCUGUCAGGGGUGCCUCUGUGGCCAGGAAAAUCCGAUGUGGAUCAGCUCUAUCUGAUCAGGAAAACCUUGGGAGAUCUCAUCCCUAGGCACCAGCAAGUAUUUAGCACCAAUCAGUACUUCAGUGGGGUGAAAAUUCCAGACCCUGAAGAUAUGGAACCACUUGAAUUAAAAUUUCCAAACAUCUCUUAUCCUGCCCUGGGGCUCUUGAAGGGCUGUCUUCACAUGGAUCCUGCUGAGAGACUGACGUGCGAACAGCUGUUGCAGCACCCAUAUUUUGACAGCAUCAGAGAAAUAAGGGAUUUGGCAAAAUAUCAUGACAAACCAACAAGGAAGACCCUGAGACAGAACCCAAAGCACCUGCCUGGGGUAAAAAUGGGGCACUGCUUUACGAAAGCAUCCAAGUUGCAGAACCUACCUCAGUUGACUGGCAGCAGCAUCCUUCCAGCUCUGGAUAAUAAGAAGUACUACUAUAAUACCAAGAAACUUAACUACCGUUUUCCAAACAUUUAAGGAGCUUGGAGAUGGAUGACAAAAAAGAACUGAUCAAUAACCCCAAGAAAAUAAAACAUACAUUUGACUGAAGACCAUCACAAUGUUGAGAAAACAUAAGUAACUAACUGGAGGAAGCCACUUGGCAAGAUGUGAAGGGAAAUUCCAGAAGCAAUCUUCCAUGCUUGAUGAUGGUAUCCAGAACAGAAAGGAAAAACUCGUUUUGAUUUCCACUUGUGUUUUUGUUGUAUCUAAGUAGCUGGACUUAUGGACAGACAUAUAAAUAGUAUCGACUGCCCAUUCCUCUGGCAAAACUAGUCACAUAAAAAAGAUUUAUGCUUCAGUUGUACAAUAUGCAACAAGUGAAAAAUAGAUUACAAAACACCCAAAUGUAUUUCCUUGGAUCCUAU